AUGAGCACGGCGACGAUCAGCUAUCACGAUUUACCACCGACCAAUUCGAAAUGGCCGCCACCAGAUUCGGAGCUGGAGGAGGUGAAGUGGAGUAAUGCGAGCCAACCGGGAAAGAUUGGGAUGGAAAAAACCUCUCGACGAAGCCGAAAUGCGCGGGCGACAUCAAGCGGCAACGGUGAAGAGCUAUGUCUAGUUUGUGGAGACAAAGCCAGUGGAUAUCAUUAUAAUGCGCUUACCUGUGAGGGUUGCAAAGGAUUUUUCCGAAGAUCAAUCACCCGGAAAGCUACCUAUUUCUGUAAACAUUCUCAAAGUUGUGAUAUUGAUAUGUAUAUGAGAAGGAAAUGUCAACACUGUCGUUUGAAAAAAUGUGUUCAAAUUGGAAUGAGACCUGAAUUGGUAAUUCCGGAAGAACAGUGCAGAUUGAAAAGGGAGGCAAAGGAGCGGGCAAAAUUCCGGGAGGAUGGUGUGCAUGUUAUAAAUAAGAGGGCCGGAAAUGGAAGGGAUGAACGGCGAGCAACGCAUCAAAGUAUGCCACCACCGAUAAAGCUACUAACUGAAGCGGAAGUACUCGAUGGCGCUCGUUUGUUGCCUGGUUCCCCCUCCCAAGUCAAUGCCUUGAGCGCUGAAACCAAUGAACUCAUCCAACGAACAGUAUCCCUUUCGAAAACCUUCCAAAGGCCAACGUCAAGGGCUACACAACAGCUGACGAUCCUAUCCAACCAUCAUAUCAGCCCGAAUUCUUUCACACAUCUGGCAGAGCUUACUGUCUUGGAAGCCCAGCUUACCCACGAAUUCGUGCGGCAAUUACCUGGGUUUACUAGGUUUGUGGAGGAAGACCGGAAGCUGCUUCAAAAAGCUAGCAAGGUAUCAUUGAUGAAGCUGCGGGCCGCGCGAACUUAUGAUGGAACGGAUGGGACGGUGUGUCUUGGGAGUGAUGCUCAUCAUUGGAGAUUCAAUCAAUCUUCCUUUAUCCACGGACUAUGCGCCCCACUCGGUGAUGCCAUUUUCAUGACGGCCUACAGACUCACCGAUAUGAAUCUAGACGAUCCGGAAUUUGCCCUAGUCCAAGCCAUUAGCGCGUUUGCUGCUACCGAGGGUCUAGUCGAUCCAAAUUUGGUAGAUGAGGUCCGCGAAGUUUAUCAGUCCGCGCUGGUAGCUUAUAGAAAAAUUCAUCGGAGCAGCACGAACACGUCCGAUGUGAUGCAUUUGUUGGAAUUCGUUCGCUCUUCUAACGAGGAAGUCCCACAAUCGAUGCUGCCACGAUCCCGGCCUAUUGACCAUUCGGCGUUUUCGUUUUCAAUGCUACACAAUAUGGCUGUCGAUGAAUCAACGCUAAACCAGCAGGCGCAAAUGCAGAGUGGUAAUCGGAUGCCGUUUGGAAUACACGAAAUUUUGGGAUUAUCAGUUCCCGGAAUGUCGCCGAACAGCUAUUUAAACCCAGGAGCCUAUUGUCCUCAAGGAUUCUUUCAACAACCAAAUUUUCCUAUGGACCUUCAGUGCCAUCAGUUUUCUGAGGCAAUGGCUCCAAGUACGCAAGAAAACCUUGCAGCUGGAAAUCGAAUGGAUUAUUUGCUACAUAGCACUCAAAACAUGUCAGGGGAAUCAGCUACUAGCUCAGGUGAAGGCGGCGGAAAACCGAUGAAGCGGAAGAAGCGACGCCAUAGGACUAUAUUUACCCAGUAUCAAAUUGACGAACUCGAGAAGGCGUUUCAGGACGCUCAUUAUCCCGAUGUAUAUGCUAGAGAAGUUCUGGCGACUAAGACUGAACUGCCAGAGGAUCGGAUUCAGGUCUGGUUCCAAAACCGUCGUGCCAAGUGGAGAAAAACGGAGAAGACGUGGGGCAAGAGCACGAUUAUGGCUGAAUACGGGUUAUAUGGCGCUAUGGUGCGUCAUUCUCUGCCCCUCCCGGAUACUAUCACGAAAGCCGCCGAUCCCGCCGAUCCGAAUCAAUCACCAGCACCUUGGUUGUUAGGCAUGCACAAAAAGUCAAUGGAAGCAGCCGCCCAUCUUGAUGCUGUCGAAAAAGUCUGCGAAGCCUCCGAUUCCGAAUCCGACGAAGGAACGAUGCCUCAUAUUAUCCCCAAACUCGAGCAUGCGAGAGAAGGCCAGCUGGAAAUGAACCGCAUGAACGCCUCACUUUUCAACGCCACCCAACACAACCUUGAACACUACCAAGCCAUGGUCGCCUCGCAAAUGGGUAUCGAUCCAAACUUCUCGACUAACUUCACGCUGCCUACAAACCCGAAGCUCUAUCAU
Molecule: messenger RNA, 2256 nt
Organism: Mesorhabditis spiculigera
Lineage: Eukaryota; Metazoa; Nematoda; Chromadorea; Rhabditida; Rhabditidae
Source: the annotation of a GenBank genome assembly